ACUGCGGGCCGAGCAAGACUGGUUGUUGCUGUGUUAAGGUGUCCCGUUGCAAGACCAGCACCGAAGAAUGUGACUAAACCUUGUUGUACAUCAACAACACACAUCAAGUCUCCAUAUCAGAGGAUGGACGCGCAAGACCAGGAGACUCUGGGCAGGUGGGACGGGCUGGCCAGCCGGGACCCCGGCUCCAGGACUGCUGCCAUGGAGCACAUUCGCCAAGAGGUCAUGAGGAAGGUGGAGGCCAUCGGGCCCGUACCGCCGUCCUCGCCGGCGUCCGGGUCCCCACCCAGCAGCGACCUGAACGCCGUCCUGGCCAACCUGCUCAUGCUCACCAAGCGGUGUCCUUUCGAAGACGUGAGGGAGCGAUGCGUCCGGCUUUUGCAGGCCGUCCAGGAUCUGGGAGUGCGUAUCCCAAGACCCCUGGGCAACGGGCCAAGUAGAUUUAUCCCUGAAAAAGAGAUUCUUCAAGUCAGUAAAGUGGACACCAGGACACAAUCGAUAUUUGAGGAUGCGUUCGCCGCCCUCGGCCGCCUGGACAACAUCUCCCUGGUGAUGGGCUUCCACCCGCAGUACCUGGAGAGCUUCCUGCGCACGCAGCACUACUUGCUGCAGAUGGACGGGCCACUGUCGCUGCACUACCGCCACUACAUCGGCAUCAUGGCGGCAGCUCGACACCAGUGCUCCUAUCUGGUCAACCUGCACGUCAACGACUUCCUGCAGGUGGGAGGGGACCCCAAGUGGCUCAACGGGCUGGACGGAGCCCCGCGAAAGCUGCAGCAGCUGGGCGAGCUCAACAAAAUCCUGGCCCACCGACCCUGGCUGCUCACCAAGGAGCACAUCGAGGGUCUCCUAAAGGCCGAGGAGCACAGCUGGUCCCUGGCGGAGCUCAUCCACGCCGUGGUCCUCCUCACGCACUACCACUCGCUGGCCUCCUUCACCUUCGGCUGCGGCAUCGUGCCGGAGAUCCACUGCGACGGCGGCCACACCUUCCGGCCGCCUUCGCUCGGCCAUUACUGCGUGUGCGACAUCGCCAACGGCAACAACCACCACGACAGUCCCUUUGGCAGCCAGGAGGUGUGCGGCGGUGAGGUGGAGGUGCUGAUGGAGCGCAUGAAGCAGCUGCAGGAGUGCCGCGACGACGAGGAGGCCAGCCAGGAGGAGAUGGCCACGCGCUUCGAGCGGGAGAAGACGGAGAGCAUGCUGGUGGUGACGGCCGAGGACGAGGAGUGGGUGCCGUCCCGCGACAUCUCGCGACACUUCGAGGACCCCAGCUACGGCUACAAGGAUUUCUCCAGGAGGGGCGAGCACGUGCCCACUUUCAGAGUGCAGGACUAUAGCUGGGAGGACCACGGCUACUCCCUGGUGAACCGUCUGUACCCUGACGUGGGUCAGAUGCUGGAUGAGAAGUUCCAGAUGGCGUACAACCUGACGUACAACACUAUGGCCACGCACAAGGACGUGGACACCAGCAUGCUGCGCAGAGCCAUCUGGAACUACAUACACUGCAUGUUCGGCAUCAGGUAUGACGACUACGACUACGGCGAGAUCAACCAGCUGCUGGACCGCAGCUUCAAGAUCUACAUCAAGACCAUGGUGUGCAGCCCCGAGAAGACCACCAAGCGAAUGUACGAGAGCUUCUGGAGGCAGUUCCAGCACUCUGAGAAGGUCCAUGUUAAUCUGCUUCUUAUGGAAGCGCGAAUGCAAGCCGAACUCUUAUACGCUCUGAGAGCCAUCACUCGCUACAUGACAUGAAGUGCUUCUUUUUUUUGUUGUUAGUUUUUUGUUUUUGUUUAUUAUAUUCUAGUUUUUAUUACGUCAUUGUUGGGAUAUUUCAAGAGAACAUUUUUGGGGGGUGAGGAGCUGGAUGGUAGAUCAGAACAAAGAGUCAAAUUUUUUAUCCCCCCCCCCCCCCCCAAGACUGCAGUGCCAAAAGUGACCAGAACUAGGCAGCAUCAGGCUUUAAAAAAAAAAAAAGAAAGCACUGACAGCGUGUUCAGGAUUUUUUUCAGUAUUCCAGCAACAUCCCCGUCAUUCAUUUUCUUAUUAUUUUCUUUUUUUUUUCUUUCUACAUAUCUCGUUUUGAUUUCAAUCAUCACCGUUUUGGGGCCCGUACUUGUGUGACUGAACUACACAGCGUGUGUACAUGAAGAUAAUGAUGCUGCUCCGCCUUGUAUUCAGUGGGGGCGGGGGUCAUAUUGACCCCUCCUCUCACCCCCCCCCCCAAAAAAAAAAUAAUGUUCCCCCAUCCCAAAUGUCUGCGUAAGCUAAUUCAAGGAGUGUGUGCAAACUCAUGGAACACUGAGCCCUAUUUGAGUUGUGUGUGCAAAAAAAAAAAAAUAUUAUUUUUUUUUUUUUCCAUGUCAAAAAAAAAAAAAAAGGCGAGGCACAUUGAAGGAGACUUCUUGCUUCUGCUGUAGCGCUGUUAUUUUUGACAUAACUGUUUAUCAAUGAUGACAUCAUUAUUAUUCUUUGUUAAAGGGGCUUUUUGAGAAAGAAUGAAAGAAAGAGGUUCUCCAGGAUGGCGGUCUGUCUGGCAGGGAUUGGUCUGGCGACACAUGCGCACACAGACACACACACACACACACACACACACACACUGCUAGCUGUCUUCCACGUUAUCCCGACCGCCUGGUCCACCCCUUUUUGGAAGGCUGUGAAUUUUACCAGUAAAAUAAAUACCUCUUCUAUCUCCAUUAAAAUGAUCUCGCUGUGAAAAAAAUUAAAAAUAAAAAGCAUGUACAGUGGUAGCUUGACUAACUCAAGUCAAAGUACCACUGUAUCUCCAAAUCGUUUUUGUGGACAUGCAUGCUUUUUUUUUUUUGUCAGAGGGCGACUGUUUAAGAAGUGCUCUUUGGUGAGCAGACUUAUUUUUUUUCUUCUCCCUGGGCAGCCACGUUCCCGUUUGCUAAGGGGACGACGCCAGCCCGCCAUCAGGCUGAUUUGCGCUCGAUCGGAUCGCAAACGGUGGUAGCUGUGCUUAUUGAAGCCCAACUAGUGCAAAAAAAAAAAAAAAAAAAAAAAAAACUGCUUUUGUUUUAUUGAAAGUUUUGUUGACCAAAAAGCAGUUAAGUAUUGCGUUGUUGUUCUUAUGAGGGCGGAUUAAGACAAGUGAUGGCGUGGAGGUUUCGACAGAAAGAAUGGUACCAUUGGAAGUGAGUCGGAAGAAAGUGAAAGAGCUUUUUGUUUUUCAAAACUUCUGACUGACGUCAGUUACUGACACUUUUUGUUUUAUAGAAAAUCUAUGAAAAAAUGAUGGACAAAAAAAAUAAACUUAUGAUAUUGAAUUGUUGUGUAUUCUUUGUAGCAUUGUCUCGUCCUAAACUUGGUUACAUUGAGUCAUCCGUCUUGGCAGGACGGCCAACUUAACACUGAUCGAGCGCACAACACUGCCUUUGGUAGUGCAGUGGUUCACGUAGCGACAGCUCAAUUGCAAUUCUUCUUUUGAACUAGAGCUUGUCCUGCUUGCCUUUGUUACACAAGGAAAUUGGAAAAACAAAAAGAAAUUAUGAAAGGCUGCUAAAUUCAAUUUGUGGGCCUAUUUGAGUGUUAUAACAUCAUCACCAGCACAAAUCACCAACCCCCCCCCCCCAAACUGCUUUCACAUCUCAUUUAGGAUUUAAAAAAAAAAAAAAAAAAAAAAUCUCGAUCAGCCGGCUAAUAUUUUAUAUCACUAGUAAUGUUUUGAUGAGAUGUAAAGGUUGUUUUUCUUUAAUCUUGAUACAUGAAGUGCUGUUCCUGACUUGUGUUGAUGUAACAACCAUGUGACUUUGAAAAUGCUGUACUUUAGGCGACUUGUAAGCACUGCCUGGCCCCCCCAAGUCUGUGUAACAUGAAACAUGAUAAUAAUAAAGGCUUUGAGGCGACAACA
Messenger RNA from Phycodurus eques (leafy seadragon), 3868 nucleotides. It is a transcript of the gene sesn1, whose product is annotated as sestrin 1. The record is from RefSeq and is a predicted model, not a curated record. The transcript is spliced from 10 exons. The coding region runs from base 124 to 1752 and encodes 542 amino acids. Gene Ontology annotation, cellular component: nucleus. NCBI's taxonomy places the organism in Eukaryota, Metazoa, Chordata, Actinopteri, Syngnathiformes, Syngnathidae. Gene Ontology annotation, biological process: positive regulation of macroautophagy; regulation of response to reactive oxygen species; cellular response to leucine starvation. Gene Ontology annotation, molecular function: oxidoreductase activity, acting on peroxide as acceptor; L-leucine binding.